UUCUUUCAUUCUCCAACCUAAAUAAAAAUUCUCUCUUAUUUUCUUUUCCUCGCCGAUCGGUUUUGCUUUCCUCACCGUGGUAAUCUCUCUCUGACAGUCUUUUUCAUCUUCUGAAAAUCGCGAGCUGGGAAAAGUUUCUCUCCGGUUGUUGCGAUUCUGAAGCUGCCUUUCCAAGAGUUGAACCUUUUCUCGCCGCGUUAGAUUUCAGUGGUGAGGAUGUCGACUCCUUCAAGAAAGAGACUGAUGAGGGAUUUCAAGAGGUUGCAACAAGAUCCUCCAGCGGGUAUAAGUGGUGCCCCUCAAGACAAUAAUAUUAUGCUAUGGAACGCCGUCAUAUUUGGACCUGAUGAUACUCCAUGGGAUGGAGGUACGUUUAAAUUGACACUACAGUUUACAGAGGAUUAUCCGAAUAAGCCGCCAACAGUGCGCUUCGUUUCUCGAAUGUUCCAUCCUAAUAUUUAUGCAGAUGGAAGCAUCUGUUUGGAUAUUUUACAAAAUCAGUGGAGUCCCAUUUAUGAUGUAGCAGCUAUACUUACCUCUAUUCAGUCAUUGCUCUGUGACCCAAACCCGAACUCUCCUGCAAAUUCAGAAGCGGCGCGGAUGUUUAGUGAGAACAAGCGUGAAUACAAUAGGAGAGUCCGUGAGAUCGUCGAGCAGAGUUGGACUGCUGAUUAAUUUAUCCUUGCUCAGAUGCUAUGAAACUCUAAAGAUUAGUUGAAGUGGCUUGUUUUAAUAACAUUCGAGACUUUUGAAAACCAUUUUGCUGCGAACACAUCGACUCUGAUGUCUGAUUAUGUGGAAUGUUUGUUUUGCUUUCCUUUCACGGCGUGUUUGGCUCUCCCGUCAUGUAUUUUUCUUCCAAUUAGCUUUAAAUAGAAGAAAAAGUUUUUUCUUUUCUCAAAA
Molecule: messenger RNA, 903 nt
Organism: Morus notabilis
Lineage: Eukaryota; Viridiplantae; Streptophyta; Magnoliopsida; Rosales; Moraceae
Product: ubiquitin-conjugating enzyme E2 2
Exons: 6
Coding region: 217-675 (152 amino acids)
Biological process (GO): proteasome-mediated ubiquitin-dependent protein catabolic process; protein polyubiquitination; DNA repair
Molecular function (GO): ubiquitin conjugating enzyme activity
Source: RefSeq, a predicted model, not a curated record